CGAGUCCGCCACGGAGGCGAAUCCACUUUACAGCAACCGCCGCGAUUUGUUAUGUAGUUACGACGUGCCGUAACACGUUAUAUUUCCCGUUGGGCCUCGUGGAGUUGGUCAUUUUUACAGCUGCAUAAUGUUUAAGAAGUUUGAUGAGAAGGAGAAUGUCUCAAACUGCAUCCAGCUGAAAACAUCUGUUAUUAAAGGCAUUAAGAGUCAAUUGGUGGAUCAGUUCCCAACAAUUGAGCCAUGGUUGAACCAAAUCAUGCCAAAGAAGGACCCUGUAAAAAUAGUAAAAUGCCAUGAACAUAUUGAGAUCCUGACGGUUAAUGGAGAAUUGCUGUUCUUUAGACAAAGGGAGGGACCAUUCUUCCCCACCUUGCGAUUACUUCACAAAUAUCCUGUCAUUUUGCCACAACAGCAGGUUGAUAAAGGAGCUAUCAAGUUUGUGCUCAGUGGUGCCAAUAUCAUGUGUCCUGGUUUGACCUCCCCUGGAGCUAAGCUGUACCCAGCUGACAUUGACACAAUAGUUGCUAUUAUGGCAGAAGGCAAACAGCAUGCCCUUUCUGUGGGAGUCAUGAAGAUGCCAGCAGAUAAAAUUGAGCAAGUGAACAAGGGUAUUGGAAUUGAAAACAUGCAUUACUUAAAUGACGGUCUCUGGCAUAUGAAGACAUACAAAUAACAACAAAUUCAAGAUCGAUUUCUGAAGGAAAAAUGGACUAACAACUGCAAGAGAUUAAGAUAUUUGAACAGUAAAUUUUCAAUGCGUUAUUUUUCUCAUACACCGGACAUUAUAGGAAAAAAGUUUUGUGUGCACCUGAUGCCAUUUUCUUUUUGUGUAAAUCUGUACAAAGUACAAAAGGAGUUGUAAUCAUGGUGAAAAGCUACUUCUAGCAUGUACUUCAUUGACUUCCUUUGUGAAAUCCAAUCAAUGCAGAUGCCUUUAGCAUGUACAGUUGGUUUAUACAAAUAUAAAUGCACAUUUGGAAUUUCUGAAUGUUUACUGAAUUAAUACCGAGAUGAUAUGAUGAAUAAUUUUUAAAAAGAUAUUUCAGAUCUUUGCAUGUUGUAAUUCCAUCUUUGGAAGAAAAAGCUUUAAUUUGACUUGAGAAUUCUCUUACCAGUUUCAUCCCACUUGAGGAGAAAAUGGUGAAUUCCUACAUCUAUAUGAUAUUUAAUGGUAUGUAUUACCUGAGAGUUGAAAAGUUUGAGCCUUGUUAACAUAUUGCAGCCAGGUAAUGGUUUGGAGAAUAGGUGAAACUUUCUGCUGUGAACUGUGAUGCAGAUUUAUUAAAAUAUCAAAUGCACAAUAUCAGUGAAUGAUUGUAGCUUUAUUUUUUAUGAACUCAUAACCCUACUUGAAUCGGAUAAUAACAAACGAUGUAGUUGCAAUUGCUAAUUUGGCUAGUGGUCAUUUUAUUUUAAUCAUCUGACAGUACUAAUAAUUGCUUCUAUGUUUCCUUUUUUUUAAAGAGUUUUCCUGUCUUUUUUUAAACCAGCUGAUGAUUGUGCAUUGACAACAUUAACAUUUCUUAUAUGCUGAACUAAUCAUUAAAUCCAGAUUGCUGUCUUAGCAUCUUGUUCAAGUUCUGUGUAGUAUCUACCUAAAUCCAGCUAUUUGUCAUAUUCACGUUGAAGUAUUAGUUGUGCCUCAUGAAUGGAGGAUUUGUAAUUGGCAUAAUAUAACUGAUAGGCAGUCAUUCCAUGCAGAGAAUUAGAGGUGGAGGUUGAGUUUCUCAUCCUUGUCAAAAUUAUAGUAUCUGAGGGGAAUAGUUCUUACAGCCAUAGAUUUUUGUUUUUGCAGCAUUGUUUUCUGGCUCAAGUGGACAUGCUCCAUUCAUAGCUGGGAAACUGACCACUUCCAUUAACUGCAAAAUCCUUUGUUACUUCCACAACUUUGUGAAGGAAAGGGUACCAGACCUUCGAAAAUGUCUUGCAUACGAUGGAUGCUUAAUUUUCAAUUAUGUCGCAAACAUCUAGACAAAAUGUACAGUUUAUAAUGUUCAUUUAGUGACUGGUCUCCAGGUAAUAGAAGAACUGAAAUAAGUGGUCCUCAAGACAGAAAUAUUCAUUAAUGCUCAAAUGUUAUAUGACAGCAAAAAUAUUUUCAGAUAUAUAGAUUUCUGAGCAAAAACAUUCAUUCUUAAAAGGAUUAAUAAAUCAGCCAUGAUAGAACAGUGGAGCAAACUCAAUAUCCCGAAUGGCCUAUUUGUAUUCCUAUGUCUUAUAGUCUAAUAAUCUAAUUAGUCCAUCGUUGUUAAUUGAAACAAAGGUAAUGACACCUGCAAGGAAGCAAAUGGCCCUGGAGCCCAAUAACUAAAUUCAGUGGCCCCAAACAGUUCUUCCAGCUGAAGCGACACUUCACCUGUAAGUGUGUCGGAGUCACCUGCAGAAUCCGGUGCUCCUGGUGUGGUCUCUACAUCAGUGAGAUCUGACGUAGAUUGGGAGACUGCUUCAUCGACCAUCUUCACUCUAUCUGCCGCAAAAGAUGACCACCCACUUUAAAUCCACUUCCCAUUCCCAUUCCAAUAUUUCAGUUCAUGGCCUCCUCUGCUGCCACAAAGAAGCUACUCUCGGGUUGGAAGACCAACACCUCAUAUUCCAUCUGGAUAGAUCAAAACCUAACUGCAUGAACAUCAAUUUCUCUAACUUUCGGUAAUUUCUCCUUUCUCUUUCCUAACACUUCUCUCUUAUUCCAUUCUGCAGUUUGUCUCCUCUCCUAUCCCUCCUUUUCUCCUCACUUCCCUCGGGUACCGCUCCUCCUUUCCUUUCUCCCAUGGUUCACAAGAAACUUAGGUUUCUUCUUCAGCCCUUAACCUCUUAACCCUUAACCUGUCAGCUUUUCACUUCCUCACCCACUCAUCUUCCCUCUCACCUGGUCUCAACUAUCACCUGAAAGCUUGUACACCUUG
Hypanus sabinus (Atlantic stingray) is the source of this 2903-nucleotide messenger RNA. RefSeq names its product MCTS1 re-initiation and release factor (gene mcts1). Gene Ontology annotation, molecular function: RNA binding. The record is from RefSeq and is a predicted model, not a curated record. Gene Ontology annotation, biological process: formation of translation preinitiation complex. Lineage: Eukaryota; Metazoa; Chordata; Chondrichthyes; Myliobatiformes; Dasyatidae. The transcript is spliced from 6 exons. The coding region runs from base 128 to 673 and encodes 181 amino acids.